UGCUCAAUCCUUUUCAUAUCUUAAUGAAUAAAAUAUGUUUAAAAUCAAAUUAUAAAAUACCAUCGCACUUUUCACAGGAACUACAAAUUAGAGCUUUUUGAAAUUCGUCUUCAUGGGAAAAUGCAAUACCAUGUAAUGCAGUAUCAGAUUCAUCCACUCUCAACUUUCAGUUAAGCAAAUACUUAUAUAUUCUUACACAUAAUUGACAUGCAUGAAACUCUCGUUGCAUUUUCUUAUGGAACUUCAAAUAAGAACUUCAUGAAAUUUGUCAUCAGUCUUCAUGUCAACAUACUUAAAUGUGCAAUGUGUUUAUCAUCGCUCAUCAACUUAACUUACCGAUCUCUUAAAGCGGGGAUAUCAUUAGUCAGCAGUAGCUCACAGUUUUGCUUGUAAUAUCAUGUAUAAACUAUGUUGACGCAUUGAUGAUAAAGCCUUUCUGUGAAAUUAACACCAACUUUAUUUUUCAUAUUUUAUUCAGGUAUUUGAUGUGCACAUCAUGUGAAGCUAAAAACGGCUUUACUCCAGAAUAUUGUAAAUCCCUUGGACUCAUAACUGGACAUGCCUACUCACUUCUAGAUGUUUUUGAUAUGGACACUGGAGAAAAAUUGUUGAAAAUUAGAAACCCAUGGGGCAGUGAAUCAUGGAAAGGCGAUUGGAGUGAUAGCUCUCCUAAAUGGCAGAAAGUAAAACCAGAGAUCAAAAAGAAACUUGAUCCAGAUGGUAACAAGCAUGGAAUAUUCUGGAUGGAAUUCAAGGAUUUCAGAAAGCAUUUUGAUGAUGUAGACAUUUGCAAAACAAGAGACUGGCAAGAAACAAGAAUCAAAGGAUCUUUUCCAUCAACUGCUGAUGGACCAUGGAUGUUUGUUACGGUUUAUGUACAGAAGAAAACUGAUCUUUGUAUAGGACUACACCAAAAGAAUAAAAGAGGUAAAAGCAGCAACGAGGACUUUGUUGACAUGCUAAUAGUGGUGAUGGAAAUUUUGGAUGGUAAAAAGCUGAGAACUGUUGUUCAUAUUAGUAAGAGAGAUAUCGAAAGUUAUGUAGGAUGUGAAAUUGAACAUCUGGAAAGUGGAGAAUACAAUAUUGCAUGUCUAGCUUUUAAACAUUUAGAUGGAGGAAAACAUGGAAGUCAUGUCCAGCGUGAUUUUGUCCUGACAAUACACAGUACACAGAAUAUUGUUGUAGAAGAGAAUGACUAUAUUAGUGCUGGAUACACACAUUAUCUGGCAGAUACCUUGAUACAGUUAGUAGUCGAUGAAGGAAAGCAAAAGAAUUUGAAGCAGACUAAUGCUGACACCUACUCCCUUUCACUGGACGGAAAUAUAUUCAUUGUUGAAAAUAAAAACGAAAAGCAGUAUACUUCAAUACAGGAAGACUUUUCAAACUCAAGAAAUCUGAUGAGCACCAGGGGUUUUAUGUUUACACAAGAUGUAAUACCACCCGGACAUAGACAGCUGAUAUGUUUAUUGACUAAAAUAGACAACAGAUCCGGAUACAGUUACCACUCUACUUCAUCAUACAGAAAUAGUGAUUCGUCAACGUUGGAACACUAUGGUGACAAGACAAAAAGCCAUAAACCAGAGAUUUCAAGGGAAUUAGAGUGCCUACAUAUUCCUAGACCUAUAAGAUAAUUUGCUUUGUAGAAUCCAUCAGUUGGGUUAAAAUGAAAUACGUUUUUAUCUGGUUUUUCUUCUUCAUCAUAAUAAGAAAACUCGUUUACAAAAUCGAAUUUUGAGUUUGUAUAAUGUGUGGUGUACCAAUUUCAAGGUAAUUAUGUGGAUGUAAACAAAUUAUUUGAUGGCCACAUGAUUGAAAAAUGUUAGUAUUAAAAUUGAUUAUACGAUUUUGGUUAACAAUGUUACAUAUUUAGUAAAAAUGCUUUAAUCUUAUUUUCAUGCAUCUUACAAAAAUAUCACAAUCACACUGGAUGAGAGCAACCUCACUUAAUAUUAUUAUAAUCGAAAGAGAAAUCAAUGUUUCUACGACAUAUAUAUAUACUAUAUAAAGGUGAUGCAUCUUCCAAUGGGCUAUUCCAGAAAUAUUCUGUCCCCCCCCUAUGGAAGACAUAAGAUGUAAAAAAAAAAUCCAUGGAAAUAUUUUUCACCAUUACCAAAAUUUUCUGGAAUUCCAGAUUUUUAACGCAGUAUAAAACUUAAAUAUACUGGAAUUUUUCUCAUGAUGCUGUCAAUUUGUCUGGAAAUUUUAGUGUAAAGAUUAGAAGCAAUACCUAUGGAAGACAUCGAUUUUAUUUCUUUUGUCUGGAAUUUAUCUGGGUUUUUUUCUAAAUGUGCCAAAAAAACUGGAAUUUUAUACUUAGUAAGUAACAUAUAUGCAGCCGUAACCAAAAGAAGUGUGUUUAAAAGUUAAGCGCAAACAAAUCCCUGACUAGAAGAACUGUUAGCCAAUAUGUUUACCAGUGUAUAUAAAGUCUUGUCAUUGCAGACAAAUACACCACUAUCCCAGGAGAAUUUGGAUCCAGCACAUACAUUUUUUUAACCUCGCUGCAUAUAUUUUCUAUAUAUAUAUAUAUAUCUGUCCCAAGUCA
Messenger RNA from Mytilus californianus (California mussel), 2545 nucleotides. RefSeq names its product calpain-15-like. The record is from RefSeq and is a predicted model, not a curated record. The coding region runs from base 423 to 1631 and encodes 402 amino acids. The transcript is spliced from 7 exons. Gene Ontology annotation, biological process: proteolysis. Gene Ontology annotation, cellular component: cytoplasm. NCBI's taxonomy places the organism in Eukaryota, Metazoa, Mollusca, Bivalvia, Mytilida, Mytilidae. Gene Ontology annotation, molecular function: calcium-dependent cysteine-type endopeptidase activity.